Pseudo-nitzschia multistriata is the source of this 1605-nucleotide messenger RNA. NCBI's taxonomy places the organism in Eukaryota, Bacillariophyta, Bacillariophyceae, Bacillariales, Bacillariaceae. The record is from the annotation of a GenBank genome assembly.
CGAGUUAUUUUCAAUUGAGAGGAGAGAGGAUUCACAUUUUCUUACACGUCGUUAGAAUCCAAUACUAGUACUUUUGGUGCUAAUACCGAUAUCUUUGAAAUCAACUCACGUAUCUUCAUCGCACUGCGUUGAAGAAGCUUCCUGAAAUACGGUUUCGAUAGUUUCCCGUGAUAUGGAUCUUCCCUCAACCAAUGAUACUGCUGGUCAUCAGCAGGCGAUAGACGAACCCUCAGCCGGUUCAGAAACAUAUACUGCUAGAUAUCCGAAUGGCAGCGCAGCUUUUGACUCCGCAGCCAGCAGCGCCGUUGAAUCCAGCGUAGGUAAGAAUCAGCAUCGCAUUACGCRAACUAAAGUGAACGGAACGGACUUAAACAGCGAUCCAAACCACAAGUGCACAGAGAACGACGAGAGGGACACCGACGCCACCGUUAAAGGGRWUAGUGCCAACAAUACAAAUGCAUCAUUSAAGACUUGGCAGGAUGGUAACUUUGUGGAGACAAGCGAGGAUGGAUCGGAAUUGAAGGAUGACCCAAAUGACAAUAGUAGAAAGGACAAUUUAAUGUCUACAGGCGACAUUAUUCACGGGGAAAAGAACGGUAGCGAGCAUGCGUCAUCUACCGAUACAAAGGAUGAGAAAAAAAACAUCUUCUCAGAGAGACGUAUUGCGAAACGGUUCAGAGUUUCGACAACCAACAGAAGACACCUGAAUAAGAUAUUCAAGGUGAAYAGAAUAUUUUUCGGGGCAGUAGAAGGAGCAAUACCAGGGAAUGUGGAGCUAUGGAAAAUCAUUUACGACGAUGGUGAUGUUGAUGUUUUUUCACGCCCACAACUCAUUGCAGCUCUAAAUUAUUAUGAUGCCAACAAAAAGUUUGAUACCGAUAAUUUCUGCAAGAAACAAAGCUCGUUAUCGCAGCUGGAUAACGGAGAGGAGGAAGAAGAAAAWAAAAUCAACACCGCUUCGACGAAAAGACGGGGCAGAAUGACAAACGCAAAAGCAAGUCCGCCGAAGAAAGCCAAGAACAGGAAGACAAAAGCAGCCAAACCAGAACCUGUGCCUGUAUGGGAGGGCAUMCCAGACGAAGAAAUUGAAGGAGGCUGGCCAAAAGGUGUGAGUAUCGACGUUCUUCCUCUUUUAUUGAGAUGUGCUAUGUUGAGUUACCAGGCGUGUCUCUUUCCACCUAAAAAUGUGUUGAAAAAUUUUAUCUCACAAAGGGUCUUCUCUCGUAUUUCCUGCUCCUCCUUUUGUGACUACCAUUGAUGCAUUUACGCAUGCAGUGGGUAAAGAAACUUUAUUCGAGAAAGGCAGGGGCUACCAAAGGCCAUACAGACAAAUACUAUUACUCACCGAAGCAGAAGAUCAAGCUACGAAGUUUGGUUCAGGUAAGAAAGUUCUUGAAAGCUUUGAAAGAGGCCAACGGAGACGAGAUAACUGCCAAGGAAAAUAUGGGUAAAAUUUCUUGAAAAGACUAUCAUGUGAGUAUUCUUGGAUUGUAAGAAAAGGAAUACUAUCACAUAAUUAUGGUAUUCAAUAGCCUCAUCCAUUACCUGGCAUGUUGAAUGAGCUCAAUGUUUCAAUCAAGCCCCAAAUAAAGGAAGUGAUAAUCC